This is a messenger RNA of Octopus sinensis (East Asian common octopus), 3230 nucleotides long. Its product is annotated as zinc finger protein 665-like. Gene Ontology annotation, molecular function: DNA-binding transcription factor activity, RNA polymerase II-specific; RNA polymerase II cis-regulatory region sequence-specific DNA binding. The record is from RefSeq and is a predicted model, not a curated record. NCBI's taxonomy places the organism in Eukaryota, Metazoa, Mollusca, Cephalopoda, Octopoda, Octopodidae. The transcript has 5 exons. The coding region runs from base 906 to 2525 and encodes 539 amino acids. Gene Ontology annotation, biological process: regulation of transcription by RNA polymerase II.
UAAAAUUGAGAUCGGCGGAAUUUGAGCUCAGAACAUAAAAGACCAGAAGAAACACUGCAUGGCCUAAAUAAUUGCUAUUAAUUUUAGUACGAUGCUAUAAUUUCGUUUCGGUACUUAAAGCAAACCAAUGCAUGUUUUAUACAUUCCCCAUUACAGGUUAUCGACAAGGGAACCUGUUUUCAUGGAUGUUUGUGGGGACAGAUAUUCUCUUGUUUGAAAUUAUUGACUUUUCUUGGUGAAUUUCUACUUGUGUAUCAAAACUGAUGAAGAAAGGACUAUAUGGAAGAUAACGAGUGAGAGUAAAUCAUUAUCAGAUGACAUCUGCUUCACAGGAUUUUUACAUAAGCAACGUCAUUGGAAUGGAAAGUCUUUUGAAGACUGAGCAAAAAAGAUGUUAUACAAAACACGUAUAACCCUGUUUCUAUAAAUAUUUACUGAAUUACUGCAAAAUAUAUCUUCUGAACUCUGACAUAUAUGUAGCAAAAUUUCUCUUCUUUAUUGUCUGGAAUACACAGAAAAUUAUAUUUGCAUAUUAAUUAAUCGUUUAGCAUUAAACCUGGCCGUAUCAGUCCCAAACGUUCAAGCUAUUUUACGUUAAAACUGCCCACAUCUGGCCUCUUCCACUCACCCUGCAAUGUCAUUCUAAACAUAAGGAAUCACAUCAUUGAAAUCUUAAAGCAAUAAGAUAAUAAAUGAUUAAUUCAGAAGAAUUUGAAUAAAUAAUCAUUACAUUUGACAGAGUAAUCUGAAUGUUAAUGAGUUAAAGCAAUUAAGAAGUCAGUUUGCAGCAUCUUCAGAUAUUAACAAAGAUCACUUUUGAUGGAGAUAUACCAGUAGAAAUAUUUAUUAAGAGUAAUAUACGAGAAGAAGGAAAACAUUUGUGUACUGUGACGAGAGAAAGGAAAAUGAUGGAAAAUGAAUUAUAUCUGAGUGAAGUUAAAUGUAAAAGAGAGUCUGAAGAAAUUGACUUUUCUGAUGAGGAAAAGAAUGAAAAGGGCAAAACAGCAUUUGAGUGUGAUAUCUGUGGUAAAAUAUUAUCUCAGAAAGGUAGCUUAGUUAUUCACCGACGUAUUCAUACAGGAGAGAAGUCAUAUCACUGUGACGUUUGUGGUAAAUCAUUUUUUGAUACUCAUCAUUUAACUAUUCACAAACGCAUUCAUACAGGAGUGAAAUCAUAUCGCUGUGAUAUCUGUGGUAAAUCCUUCUCUCAAAGUUAUAACUUAACUAGGCACAAAUACAUUCAUACAGGAGAAAAACGAUAUCACUGUGAUAUCUGUGGUAAAUCCUUCUCUGAAAUUAGUAAAGUAACUAUUCACAAGCGUGUUCAUACAGGAGAAAAACCAUGUCACUGUGAUAUUUGUGGUAAAUCAUUCUUUGAUAAAAGUUACUUAACUAGACACAUACGUAUUCACACAGGUGAAAAGCCAUAUCAGUGUGAUAUCUGUGGUAAAUCUUUCUCUGAAACUAGUCCCUUAACUAUGCACAAGCGUACUGUUCACACAGGAGAAAAACCACAUCGCUGUGAAAUCUGUGGUAAAUCAUUCUCUCAAAAUAAUGCCUUGACUAUUCACAAACGCAUUCAUACAGGAGAGAAGCCAUAUACAUGUGAUAUCUGUGGUAAAUCGUUCUCCAGAAGCUAUGCCUUACCUCGUCACAGACGCAUUCAUACUGAAGUGAAGCCAUAUCAUUGUGAUAUCUGUGCUGAAUCAUUCUCUGAAAGUGGUAGCUUAACUAAGCACAAGCGUAUUCAUACUGAAGAGAAACCAUAUCAUUGUGAUAUCUGUGGUGAAUCAUUCUCCGAUGGACACAAGUUAACUGUUCACAAAUACAGUCAUUCAGGCGUGAAGCCAUAUCACUGUGAAAUCUGUGGUAAAUCAUUCUCUGACAAUGGUCACUUAACCAAGCACAGGCGUGUUCAUACAGGUGAGAAGCCAUAUCAUUGUGAUAUCUGUGGUAAAUCUUUCUCUGAAACUGGUAGUGUAACUAACCACAAACGUGUUCAUACAGGUGAGAAGCCAUAUCAUUGUGAUACCUGUGGUAAAUCAUUCUCUACAUCCAGUAUCUUAUGUAAGCACAGACGCAUUCAUACUCCUGAGAAGCAAUAUCACUGUGAUAUCUGCGGUAAAUCUUUCACUGAAUCUGGUAGUGUGACAAAUCACAAACGUAUUCAUACAGGUGAGAAGCCAUAUCACUGUGAAAUCUGUGGUAAAUCUUUCACUGAAUCAGGUAGUGUAACUACUCACAUGCGUGUUCAUACAGGAGAGAAGCCAUACCAUUGUGAUAUCUGUGGUAAAUCCUUCUCUACAUGCAGUGUCUUAACCAGGCACAAGCGUGUUCAUACAGGAGAAAAACCAUAUCACUGUGAUAUCUGUGGUAAAUCUUUCUCUGGUAGUAUAACUACUCACCAGCGCAUUCAUUCAGGCGUGAAGCCAUAUCAUUGUGAUAUCUGUGGUAAAUCAUUCUCUCGAAAUUAUCACUUGACUCUGCACAGACGCAUUCAUACAAGAGAAGUCAUAUCACUGUAAUGCCUGUGGUAAAUCAUUUUCUCAAAAUAGUCAGCUGACUAGACACAGACGCAUUCAUACAAGAGAAGUCAUAUCACUGUAAUGCCUGUAAGAAUCGUUUUCUGAAAUAGCACGUUAACUGGUCACAAACGUUUACAUACAGAGGACAUUUGGCAAAUGAUUUACUCAUAAAAGCAGCUUAACUUCUAACAAGAGCAUUCAUAUGACAGACAAACCGCUCCAGUGGUCUGUCAUCGUUGUUUUCCUCUCCAUUUUUGCCAUUCUCUCAUGGGUCAGAAGGAAUUUGUUGAGGUGAAUUUUUGCUGUCCAGAUGCUCUUCCUGUUGCCAACCUUCACCUGUUUCAAACUAAAAUAUUUCCCCGUGACCUGACAUGUUUUUGUGGCAGAUUGGCGAUGGACAUUGCUUGCAUGGCAGUGACACCCACAACUAUCACACAGUCUCAAGGCAAGGAUAUAGUAACACGCACACACACAUUCAUAAGCCCCUCACACUUCUAUGAAACAUCCCCCUCUAUCCUCUGUACCACUAAUAUUCCCCCACCACCACUACCUUUUGUGUAUGUCCUCAUACAUCUCCAUCACCAUCCAUUUCUCUCUAUAUAUCUAUCAUUCUCUCCUUUCUUUUCCUACUGGAAUCGUCAGGUUUCUCCUCUAUAGUAAGACACUCGUCUUUCUCCUGCUGUUAUACAUCAACCUCCCAACUGA